AUGCAGCUGGAGGACACAGACAGCCCACUGGACAUUAGCUGGCCAGACACUCUGACACAGAGGGUCACUUACGUUCUCCUCGCUCCAAUCAUUUUCUCGCUGUUUAUCACUUUGCCAGACGUCAGGAUACCUGAGCGACGGAAAUUGUUUCCGUGGACUUUUGUAGGCAGCAUUUUGUGGAUCGCUGGCUUUUCUUAUUGUCUGGUGUGGUGGGCAAAAGAAGCAGGAGGCGCCGUUGAGAUUCCAGACACGGUGAUGGGGCUCACAGUUCUAGCUGCAGGCGCCAGCAUCCCGGACCUUAUCACCAGCGUCAUUGUGGUUCGGAAAGGGUUUGGAGACAUGGCUGUGUCCAGUUCUAUCGGAAGUAACAUAUUUGAUAUAACAGUUGGCCUUCCCAUACCGUGGCUCAUUUACAGUACCAUUAACUCCGGAAGUGCUUACACAGUGACAAACAAAGGACUGUUGUGCUCCAUCUUGCUGCUGUUCCUCAUACUUCUGGCUCUGGUCGCUGGCAUUGCUGUAUCAGACUGGAAACCCAGCAGAACCCUUGGUGUCUCCAUGCUGUUCCUAUAUCUUAUAUUUGCUACUUUGUCAGUUCUUCUGGAGCAUGAAAUAAUUGUCUGUCCUUCAAUUUAA
This is a messenger RNA of Candidula unifasciata, 636 nucleotides long. NCBI's taxonomy places the organism in Eukaryota, Metazoa, Mollusca, Gastropoda, Stylommatophora, Geomitridae. The record is from the annotation of a GenBank genome assembly.